AUGCGGCCAAGGAGGAUCGCGCUGUGCGUGGGGGUGUGGUCGUCGAGGGAGAACCACUACGCAUGGACGUUCACGAAGAAGCGGCUGCUGCAGGACCAGGAGCGCCCCUCCCUGGAGGACCAGCUGCUAAUCGUGCACGUGAACAAGCCCAGGGACCCGUCCCAGUGGCGCGCGGGCGGCCCCGCCCUCCCGGACGUCACCUCCGCCCUGCAGGAGCUGCGCAACAACUGCAGCGUAGUCGAGCUCGAGGGGGAUCCAGUGGCAGAGCUGGUGAAGUUCGCACAGGACAGGGACAUAAACAUCAUGAUACUCGGCUCAAAGGGCCGGAGCCGAGUGAAACGCACUGUGGCAAAGGGGACCACAGUGAGGGUGGUUCAGCAGGCGCCAUGUGCCUGCAUUGUGGUUGGGCCCAAGCUGAGUUCUGGAGAGCAUUUUCGAAUUCAAGCGGCCAGGCAACCAGAGGGCGUUGAGCCGACGUUGCAAUUUGGACGGCGCGUUGCCAUUGUCCUCAACGCUGGCCCUUAUGACCCCAACAUGGUGCAAUACACCGCAAGGAACGUGUUGCUUGCAGGCGACCGCGUUGUGCUUGUGCGCUGCAUGUCAAAGGAGCUCAAGCUCAAGCGUGGGUCCAAGCAGCAGCCAGAGCAGGAGCGAGACAACGUACGAGAGAUCGGGCGUACCAAGCUGCGUGGCACGCAGGGCGUUGCAAUGGCAGUGGAGGUUCUCAAGGGUGGUUUGAAGAUGAUUUGCAAUUUUGUGGAAUCCAAGGGAAUCGAUCUGGUGGUGAUGGCAAGGGAGCAGAGGCUUGUUCGGCGGUCUCUUUCAGGGAUAGGUUCGGGCCCCCCACCCCUGAGUGCCCUCUACCACCGCUCCCCCUGCCCUUGCAUGAUCGUGCCCAUGGAAUGCCUGCAGCACAACUGGUCCAGUUCUUCCAGGUCCUCUGUGGCCAGUGCUGGGCAGCAGGAGCCGCUGCGCUCCACCUCCCAGUCACGGCUCAAUGCCAUCAGCCGACAGGUCACUAGUCCAUUCGCGUCCCGGCUGCGUGGCUUGGGCACACGCCAUGGCAGCCUGAAGGUUGCGUUUGCCGCAAAGCCACCCCCGCAGGUGCAGCCGGCACACACGAGUGCCACAAUUGACAAUGCAAUGAUCGGCCAGCCAAGUGCGGAUUCUACACAGAGCGUGUUGGAGGUCAUACGCAACGAGGAGAUUGAACUGGAGGCAAUCGAGGAGCUGGACUUGGAUCAGGCCACAGACUUGGGCAUGCAAGACAGCCUGUCUCCCAGGUGCAUAGGGCCAGCCCUCAGUGGGGAGGCAGAGCCAGAGGAGGAUGUUCCCAGACGCCCGGGGCCCGACAGAAAGAACUGGUCGAAGGCCAGCUCACACUCGAUGCCCAUCCCCGCUCCCACGCGUUCAGCCUUCCAGGGAGCCUCGGGGCCUUUGAUCACAGGUUCGCCGCCUUCACGGCGCAGAGCUGCCAGGAGGCUGGACACCAGCAGGUCGGAGGGGUCGCUGGAUUUCAACGUCGACCCAGGCACGCUGACUGAGGUGGUGAACUCCCUGAAGCAGCAGUUGGCGAAGAAGGAUGAGGAGAUCCUGCUUCUGAAGGAGCAGAUCAACAAGAUGAAGGACACUUCAAUGCCUGAGCAUUGA
Ostreobium quekettii is the source of this 1650-nucleotide messenger RNA. The record is from the annotation of a GenBank genome assembly. NCBI's taxonomy places the organism in Eukaryota, Viridiplantae, Chlorophyta, Ulvophyceae, Bryopsidales, Ostreobiaceae.